Alternaria incomplexa is the source of this 318-nucleotide messenger RNA. RefSeq lists its product as uncharacterized. Bases 1 to 318 code for a protein of 105 amino acids. The transcript has 2 exons. The record is from RefSeq and is a predicted model, not a curated record. Lineage: Eukaryota; Fungi; Ascomycota; Dothideomycetes; Pleosporales; Pleosporaceae.
AUGAUCAGUCUCUCAGCGGCAGACUUCUUGAUAUACAGUUUUGAAGACACCAAUGCCGGCGAAGUCUACAAUGCCUUCCUAUUUCUCAAGGGCGAGCCAGACUGUGCCGACGUAUGUGACGGUGAUGGCAAAGGUGGCUGGUUGACCGAAACGGAAGACGCAAGUGAUGGUGGUGCGCGAUGCAAGACGCCCAAAGAAUCGCCAUUCGGAUGCUCUGGCGGCGAGGGCGAGAUCCUAGAGCUGGAAAUGAACAUUAAGGAUGGUAACCCGCCUUACCACUUUACGAUAUACAGUAAGCCUCAGCGUAACUCUUCUUGA